UUUUAUCAUAGUUUAUAUUUAGUUUGUUAUGAGAUUUGGGAAUUAGUUGAGUUGUUUUUUGGUUUAGGGUAGAAAGAAAGCGUUUAGUGAGAAAAAGGAGAGCAGAUUCAUAGUCGUCGUGUAUCAGAGUCUUUGCAGCAAACACUCACCCAAACACGCCCCUCGAACCCGAAGGCCAUAUUCUCAACCUUCCUUCCUAGGGUUUAUUCUCUCUUUCAGGUAAAUUCAAUAGAAGAAAGAGGUAGUGACUUAUUGUUGUUUGAAGCCUCGGGCUCAUAUGGAUUCACCUGAACACAGUCGGAGUUACACAAAACGAGACAUGGAUGAUGGUUCAGAUGUGAAGAGUGAUAGGGCUGGAGAUGAUGAUGAUUGGGAUGUCACUGAUAAGAAGAAACACAGAUCCAGUAGGUCAAGAAAGUCUGGUAAUGGAGAAGAAAUUGAUGGGUUUGAUGUUAAUAGUAGAAGAAAAAGUUAUGGGGACAGAAAUGACGGGAAAAAGAAAUCGGGUGGCUCAAGCAGAGCUGAUAGUGAAGAAGACGAUUAUGACUCAAGAAAAGAAUUGCGCACUAAGCAGGUGAAGAAAAAACAAGAAGAAAGCAGCUUGGAAAAAUUGAGCAGUUGGUACCAGGAUGGAGAGUUAGAGAACAAGCAAGAUGGUGGAGAGAAGUCAGGGAAUAAAGGGAAAACUCGAGUUGAUGAAACUGAGAAAAAGAAAGUGAAUUCGAAGAGUAUAGAUUAUGAUACUUCACAAAGUAAAAGUAAAAGCAAAGAGGAAAAGUCAAAUGAUAUAGAGCCUGAGAAGAUGCUGGAUAGAGAUUCUAAGUAUUCAGACAAGAGGGAAACUGGUCGAGAGAAGGGUCAUGGAUCGGCAGAACAUUCAAGGACCUCCAGAAGAAGAUGGGAUGAAACAGAUGUUGUCAAGAAAGCAGAAGAAAAUAUUUCUGAAAGAGCUGAUUCAAAAAGUGGUAAGGCUUCUGAUCCCAAGUAUGAAAGUUCUAGAGACAAAAGUGCAUCUACCAGAAAUGAAAGCAGUGAUAGUAGAAGCCGAGUUACAGAUUCAAUCAAUGAAAGAGGUAAUAAAUCUAAUACCAGAGAAGACAAAAAAGCUGAUACAGAGCGAAGUAAGAGUAAAGGCAGGUCAGAACCACUAGAAGAAGAUAGUAGGGGUAGUCCAAUUACUCGUGAAGAUGUAUUGGGAAGGGAGAAAGUUGAGAAGCAUAAGCAGCAGAGAACUUCUAGUCGAGAUGCCCCUGAAAACCGAGAAAGAUCGUUUAAUGCAGAUGAAGAUGGAUGGACAAAAGAUAAAGGAUCAAGAGAGGUAGGUAAUGCACACAGGUCUAGAACUCCAGAGAGAAAUGGGAAGCGUCAUCAUGAUUCAGAGUAUUCUGAUAUGGAGUAUGAAAGAAGCUUUAAGCGGAAGGAACUUGAAAAGGAUGUUUACAAGGAUGAUCGAUCAAAAAGUAGGGAUGACACUUGGAGGGAGCGGAGUAGGGACAGAGAGUCUUCCAAAGAAAACUGGAAAAGAAGACAAAGCAAUGAUAAUGAUAAAGACUCUAAAAGUGGGGAUGUUGGUUAUGAGCAUGGCAGAGAAUGGGAAAUUCCUAGACAUGGUCGUGACAGGGGUGACAUUGAAAGACAAAAUGAAAGGCCUCACGGUCGAUCUGGUAAUAGAAAAGAUGGAAGUAGGGGAGAAGCUGUGAAAACAUCCUCAAACUUUGGAAUUUCAAAUGAAAAUUAUGAUGUGAUUGAGAUUCAAACCAAGCCUUUAGAUUAUGGAAGAGCAGAUUCAGGAUCCAGCUUUUCUAGGAGAACUGAAGCUGGUCAGCAAUCUGAUGGAAAAUCAGCCCCUUAUGAUGAAGAAGGAUAUUUGCAAGAUGAACGAUCUAGGAGGUCUGAGAUUACUUCUGGGCCACCUGGUGAAGAUGGAAAGGAGAGAUAUUCAGAUGAUGGUAUGCGCGAUCAGAAUUCAUGGAGGGAUGACUUUGAUUUCCAUGGAGGAAAGGGCCGAGGCCAAAAAGGUGCAAUGUCUGGUCGCAAUGUUGGUGGUCAAAGUUCUAGUGGUGGUUCACAACCUCCUUAUGGAAACCAGGAGCAGGGAUCAUUCAAUAGAGCUUCUCUACAAGGGAUAAAAGGAGGUAGACUUGGGAGAGGAGGAAGAGGCAGACCUUCUGGAAGAGAUGGUCAACAGGUUGCAAUCCCACUGCCAAUUAUGGGAUCACCAUUUGGACAUCUUGGAAUGCCUCCACCAGGACCCAUGCAGCAACUUAAUCCUAGCAUGUCACCUGCUCCAGUUCCACCAAUUUCCCCUGGUGUCUUUAUUCCAUCAUUUAGUCCACCUGUUUGGCCUGGUGCUCGAGGUGUUGAUAUGAGUAUGUUAGCUGUUCCUCCUGGGCCAUCAGGUCCGAGAUUUCCCCCAAAUAUGGGAGCUGCAGCCAAUCCUGCAAUGUAUUUUAAUCAAUCAGGACCUGGAAGAGGAGGUCCUCCGAGUAUGUCUGGCCCUAAUUUCAAUUCUUCUGGACCAAUGGGUCGUGGAACUCCAACUGACAAAGGUCCUGGUGGUUGGGCUCCUUCCAAAGGUAAUGGACCUCCCGGUAAAGCUCCUUCCAGGGGUGAGCAAAAUGAUUACUCCCAAAAUUUUGUUGACACUGGUAUGCGACCCCAGAAUUUCAUUAGAGAGCUAGAGCUUACUAACGUUGUGGAGGAUUACCCCAAGCUGAGGGAACUCAUACAGAAAAAGGAUGAAAUUGUGGCUAAAUCUGCUUCUCCUCCCAUGUACUUUCAGUGCGACCUGAAAGAGUUUGAGUUGUCACCAGAGUUUUUUGGGACCAAGUUCGAUGUCAUCCUUGUUGACCCUCCUUGGGAGGAAUAUGUACACCGUGCUCCUGGUGUGGCUGACCAUAUGGAGUACUGGACAUUUGAAGAGAUAAUGAAUCUUAAGAUUGAGGCAAUAGCAGACACACCUUCGUUUAUUUUCCUCUGGGUGGGUGAUGGUGUUGGGCUUGAGCAGGGCCGUCAAUGUCUGAAGAAGUGGGGAUUUCGUAGAUGUGAAGAUAUUUGUUGGGUGAAGACCAACAAAAGUAAUGCAACUCCAGGAUUGCGGCACGAUGCUCACACAUUGUUUCAGCAUUCAAAGGAGCACUGCUUGAUGGGGAUAAAAGGCACUGUUCGUCGAAGCACUGAUGGUCAUAUAAUCCAUGCAAACAUUGAUACUGAUGUAAUAAUUGCUGAGGAACCACCUUAUGGUUCAACCCAAAAACCCGAAGACAUGUAUAGGAUAAUUGAACAUUUUGCCCUUGGACGGAGGAGGCUGGAGCUUUUUGGCGAGGAUCAUAACAUUCGGUCUGGUUGGAUGACCGUUGGUAAAGAAUUGUCUUCAUCAAAUUUCAAUAAUGAGGCAUAUAUCAGGAACUUUUCUGACAAGGAUGGAAAAGUUUGGCAAGGAGGCGGGGGACGAAAUCCACCACCUGAGGCACCUCAUCUGGUUGUGACAACCCCGGAAAUUGAAUCUCUUCGACCCAAGUCACCAAUGAAAAACCAGCAGCAAUUGCAGCAACAACCAUCGGCAUCGAUUUCUCUGACCGCUGCAAAUUCAUCCAGUAGAAGAGCCGGAAAUUCACCGCAAAGUACAGCUGCUAUAACUAUAAACCAAGAAGCGAGUUCGAACGCCUCAAACCCAGGUGCUUGGGCUGAGGGUUUUAAAGGUCGAGAGGGCAACAUCCCUUCCGAUGAUAAGAUUUUUGAUGUGUAUGGCUUCAAUGGCCGUCCUAACGGAGAAUAUGUAGAUUUUGAGUCUCAUAGACAAAUGAAUUUGCUGUAACACAAAAUUUGUACUGAACUUGAUGUAGAUUGUUAUUUUUUUCUUCAGUUUUAUAAUUGUUUAGAUGAAAAUAGAAAAAAUAAAAGCUAAAAAGAAAAUUUUCCCAUUUAUAAA
Molecule: messenger RNA, 3931 nt
Organism: Cannabis sativa
Lineage: Eukaryota; Viridiplantae; Streptophyta; Magnoliopsida; Rosales; Cannabaceae
Product: N6-adenosine-methyltransferase non-catalytic subunit MTB
Exons: 7
Coding region: 278-3817 (1179 amino acids)
Cellular component (GO): nucleus; RNA N6-methyladenosine methyltransferase complex
Molecular function (GO): mRNA binding; methyltransferase activity
Source: RefSeq, a predicted model, not a curated record